AUGGAAGUUAAACACGGAGGCAAGUGCCCGCCCGGAAGGUUCGGGCGUAACUGUCGUCUCACGUGCCAGUGCCAGGACAACACGGACUGUGAUGACGUCACGGGCAGCUGUCCACGAGGAUGUCGGGAAGGCUGGUCCGGGCCCAGCUGUCAGAGAGAAAAUGUGGUUCUGGGAAUGCCCACUGACAUGAAGACAUCUGAUUGGUCAAAAGGAGCUCGUGCCGUCGACGGAGACCUUGGCACAUGUGUGACGUCAUCCAGUAACCGAACUGGAUGGUGGAGAGUGGACAUGCUGGCCUCAAGGCCUGUCUUCUUUAUGGAGAUUUUCUUCGCCAAUCAGACGGCAAGACCAGGGAGAAUCCGUGUACACGUCAGCGAUUAUGUGGACACAUUUUGGGGGAAACCCUGCACCAGAAUUCCUGCGUCACACAAGAGGUCAAAGUACAGCUGUGACUUGCCAUCAGAGGGACGCUACUUUGGCCUCAUCAAUAAAUUAGGACAGAUAACCCUCUGCGAAGUUUUCGUCUUUGUGUGUACUCCUUACACGUUUGGCGUGGACUGCUCUCAAGAGUGCUCAUGCACUGACCCGACAGAGCUGUGUAACGCUAUCACGGGGACGUGCGUGUCCGGCUGUAUGGACGGCUGGAGCGGGAGCUCAUGCACGAAACCAUGCAACGGACGCUAUGGCCGGAAGUGCCGACAUGCUUGCGGCCAUUGCUACGGCAACCAGCUUUGUGACCACGUGACCGGUAUCUGUGCCAGCGGCUGUGCCCCUGGGUGGACAGGCGUUCGCUGCAAACAAGAGUGUGGCCACGGCACAUAUGGCGUGGACUGCCGGCAUAGAUGUCACCACUGCUUGGACAACGUCACCUGUCUACCUCAGACUGGAGUUUGUCCUUGGAGGUGUGAGCCCGGCUGGACAGGAGACAGGUGCGACACAGAGUGCAGCCCAGGGAGGUACGGGCAGAGUUGUGAGUUCCCGUGCGGCCAGUGCUAUGAGGGGUCAGUUUGUGACAGGAGAGAGGGAAUCUGUCCUAUAGGCUGUGAGCCUGGAUAUGAGGGCCUGUUCUGUACCAAAGUCUGCUCCUCUGGCCUUUGGGGUCCCAACUGCCGGUAUAGCUGUGGUCAGUGCGCCAACUACUCCUGUGACCGGGUCACUGGACAUUGUGACGUCAUGGGCUGUCAGCACGGCUGGAUGGGUUCACGCUGUGACGCAAAGUGUCCGGCGGGACUUUACGGCCGGAACUGCGCCCACAUGUGUGGUCAUUGCCUCGGACAGUGUGACGUCAUCCUGGGGCGGUGUCCGUCUGACUGCAAGCCUGGCUGGCAGGGAUCCCAGUGCCUUGAUAAAUGUGCCAACGACACGUUUGGCCCACACUGCACCACCGCCUGUGGCUAAUGCGCCAAUGGCGCCCCCUGCCAUCACGUGACCGGCCACUGCCCACAGGGCUGCUCACAAGGCUACGAGACGCCCUUCUGCAACACGCGCCGAGACGAAUUGACCAAUCCGCUGGCCCGUCCCAACCUGUUGACGCUGCUGAUUGGCUGUAUGUCCGUGGUGGUGUGCAGCAUCUGUGGCGUGAUGCUGUGCCUGGUGCUCCGACGGCGCCAAGAUACGGCUGCCACGUCUGCUACUAGUAUGGUGCAGAAGCCAGACAGUCCCGUGCGACAGACGGUUGUAUGACGUAUGGAGGACGUUAUGUCGUUACGAAUAAUACAAUUAUCAUUGUUAAUAUUAUGAUUAUUAUGAUUAUUAUGAUAGCCAUUAUUAUUGUUAUUGCUAAU
Molecule: messenger RNA, 1784 nt
Organism: Aplysia californica (California sea hare)
Lineage: Eukaryota; Metazoa; Mollusca; Gastropoda; Aplysiida; Aplysiidae
Product: multiple epidermal growth factor-like domains protein 10
Exons: 12
Coding region: 1-1398 (465 amino acids)
Molecular function (GO): scavenger receptor activity
Source: RefSeq, a predicted model, not a curated record